Messenger RNA from Lottia gigantea (owl limpet), 2158 nucleotides. RefSeq lists its product as hypothetical. The coding region runs from base 10 to 1950 and encodes 646 amino acids. Gene Ontology annotation, biological process: transmembrane transport; sodium-independent organic anion transport. Lineage: Eukaryota; Metazoa; Mollusca; Gastropoda; Lottiidae. The transcript is spliced from 10 exons. Gene Ontology annotation, molecular function: protein binding. The record is from RefSeq and is a predicted model, not a curated record. Gene Ontology annotation, cellular component: membrane.
UGUGCGACGAUGGGAUGUUUCGCUGGAAUUUACGGACUAUCAGGAAUAAUGACGUCAUCACUACAGAUAUAUAUCAACUCGCAGAUUACUACGCUGGAAAAACAGUUUGGGUUAAGUUCGACUGUAAGCGGAUUGAUAUUGAGCAGUAACGACAUCGGUUACUUGUUAACCACACUGUUUAUGAGUUAUAUCGCACGUCGGACGCACAUACCUCGAGUUCUUGCGUUAUCUACCAUCUUCUACGGCAUAUCCGGCAUCUUGUGUAGUGUGCCACAUUUUCUGAACGUUGACAGUCAUCGACUCAGUUCCGUUGUAGGCAACGUUACAGUUACGUUAAGUAGUCCGUUACAAAAUGGAGCCUUGUGUGUGAACAGUUCCUUGGGAUUGAACGCAACAGAUCACUGUGCCCUUACGGCUAGUUUAGCCACCAAUGACAAUACAGUACGAACAGUGGCUAUCCUGUUUUUAGCUCUAGGAAUGUGUUUUCAAGGCUUUGGUAAAUCGCCCAGAUAUCCCUUUCUGGCAACAUACGUUGAUGAUAACGUGGAACAAACGAAAACUCCAAUGUUUUUAGGUAUUAUUUCUGGUAUGGGUAUUCUAGGACCAGCUCUUGGCUUUGUUCUAGGUGGAGUCUUCAGUCGAUUUUACGUUACGCUGGAAAAUACCAGCAUGUCCACUAGUGAUCCAAGAUGGAUCGGAGCAUGGUGGUUGGGGUUUCUAUUUUUCGGUAGUAUAGGAAUUAUCGUAGGGACACCGUUGCUGUGCUUUCCCAAGAGAAUGAAAACCAGACCUCGACAUUUGGAUAAAUUGAAAAAGAAAAAGAAAGAUUUGCUGAUUAAAAGAACCUUCUGUACAGAUAUAAAAGAAUUAAUGAAGUCUGUUUUGAGAUUAUUGACGUCGCCUAUCUAUAUUCUAAGUAAUAUGGCGUCCUGUAUUUUGCUGCUUUCCAUCAGUGGGAUGUUGGCGUAUCUGCCGAAGUACCUCGAAUCCCAAUACCGUAUACCAACAUGGAAGGCCAAUGUCCUGUUAGGAACAAUGAAUGUUUUUGGUGCUUCCCUUGGAAUAAUGGUUGGCGGAAUAUUCACCACCAGGUUGAAGCUAAAGCCUCUGACCUGUUUGAAGUUUGUGGUCAUCACAACAGUGGUGUCUAUUGGUCUAUCUUGCUCUGGUUUCUUCUUGGGCUGUGAUCCGCCCAAUCUUCACAUGGGAGUGAAUAGCGAGCUAAUUGCCUCCAACAAUGAGAGUAUAUCGUACAUGACGCCACAUAAUAUGACGUAUAUGAAAGGGGUUUGUGACGUCACGGCAUGUGAUUGCGAUGAUAAGAUGUAUUUUCCAGUGUGUGGUUCCGAUGAUUUGAAUUAUUUUUCACCGUGCCAUGCUGGAUGUAGGAACACAGAUGAUUUGAUAUUCAGCAACUGUACCUGUAUUGGAGAGAAGAAUGCGACGGCUCAGCCCGGGCUAUGUGGUGGAGAGUGUGACACUAUGCUGUGGGUUUAUGUAGCUUUUAAUUUUGUCGCUGCUUUUGCCACAACUUUGACCAUAAUGCCCAGUUUUAUUGUAUACGUCAGGUCGAUAAGGGAAAAGGACAAGCCUCUAGGUACGGGACUGUCUGCAUUUCUUAAUACUUUAUUGGGAUUUUUCCCUGGUGCCAUAGUGUACGGUCGGAUGAUAGACACGACUUGCUUGAUCUGGUCCACCAGCUGUUCCGGCAACGGCUCCUGUAGCUUGUACGAUAGUGUAGAUUUUAGAGUCAAAUACCAUUUACUUUUUACCCUGUGUAGAAUAGCCUGCUCUGGAUUCUACAUCAUUGCCUUGGUGGUGGCUCUGAAGAAAAAACAACCUUUCUACAUCGACUAUGAGACACCUCAGGUGAUAGCCGAAAAAGAAUUAUUCGUUGAUCCCGACAUACGAAAAAAAAAUAUUCUAAAAACAAAGGGAACGAAAGUUUGAUUACAAAAAAUAUUCUAAAAACAAAGGGAACGAAAGUUUGAUUUAAAAAAACAAAGGGACAAUUAUAUGAAAAUAAAAUGGCAGUGUGAACGCCUUUAAUUUGCAUAUUUAACCAAAUUUACACCAUAAUCUGGAUGAUAUAGCGAAGCCAUUUUGAAAAUUUGGAUCGUUAAUAAUAAAGUUAAAAACAAAUUAAAAUAAUUAAAAG